Bombyx mandarina (wild silkworm) is the source of this 1275-nucleotide messenger RNA. RefSeq lists its product as uncharacterized. Lineage: Eukaryota; Metazoa; Arthropoda; Insecta; Lepidoptera; Bombycidae. The record is from RefSeq and is a predicted model, not a curated record.
AUGGCUUGUGAAGUAUGCGAUCACUGCCACGAAUCUCUACAUCGUAACGAAGAUAUUGUGGUUUGGGAAGGAUACAGCUUCCACAACAGAUGCCACAAAUGUUUCGUCUGCAGCGAAACUGAUCUGCUGAACGCGGAAAUCUUCAAGGGCGCUAUAUUCUGCGGCAAAUGUUCGAAGAGAAUUUUCAAUGAUUGCGCAUCAGCCAAACAAAUUAGAAAACCUAAAAUUAGAACCAAAUAUAGGAGGACGCGGAGAACGAAACGAAGCACGGAUAAGAAGGGAUCUAAUUAUAGUGGACCGGGUUAUAAAGAAAUUGACAGCAAGACGCAAGCCAUUCACGAUCCUAUAGUGGUGACAUACAAAAAAGGAGAAAAGAAUAAUCGACCCAUAAGAAAAAUUUGCAUCGACACGGGUAUAACGACAGUGGUAACUCAGGAGCUGUUAGACCACUUCAACAAUGUACAGUCUUCGAAAGAACGGAACGAUAUGUCCUGUCAGAAGAUUUAUUCAAACGAUUCGAACGACAGCAACAGAACCGUAUGCAGCGAUAUGAGAAUAGCUGAACUAGGAGCGUCCACGGAAAUAGCUAAUAUGGCGUUGAAGAAAUCCGAGCUACCGGCCGCAAAGAAAUCGGAUGUCGCUAGAUUAGAGAGUAGUGUCAAUUACUGCCAGAGGUCUUCGUCAUCCAAACUAGAUUCUGGUGAUUCCGAUUAUCUUUGCGACGAUUGCCGAUUUAGAAGAAUUUAUUUAGAAGAUUCGAAUAGCAGGUACUGGACCCAAAGACGCAUCUCAAGCAUCGUGAAGAUGCCCUUUAAAAGCUUCAAACAGAACAUUUUAGAUCGCAGCUCAUUGGUAAAUAUGGCGUUGGACAUGGAGUCUAGCGAAUCGAAUUUCAUUGAGAAAAUGAAAAUAUUAUUUUAUGAAGACAUCAGCGAACACUACCGUAGUGGCGUUGAAAAAUUAUAUUCCAUUAUUGGUCGAAAUCAGAAGCCUCGUAAAUUGGGAUGGUUAAACACAAGAGUGACGUCAAAGGAGGCUGGCUGCAGACACAUAUGCAAUUCCCAUAGUUACCGCUUCAUGAGGUCUCAAGUGAUGAGAAUGGCCGGUCCCACUGACAGCAGGCUGGCAACAUUCAGAGCUACGGUCAAGAAGAUAGCGGUGCCAUCUAUUGUCAGGAACAUUAUAACAUUGGACAGAAAAGAACCCGCCGCCAUCUUGCCGACGCGCGAUUGCGGAAAUGACACGGAAAAGAUUUGAGAAAUAAAAUAAACAUAA